Molecule: messenger RNA, 2307 nt
Organism: Closterium sp. NIES-65
Lineage: Eukaryota; Viridiplantae; Streptophyta; Zygnematophyceae; Desmidiales; Closteriaceae
Source: the annotation of a GenBank genome assembly
AUGGCAAUAGUCUCCGCGCCUCGGCUGGUAGCGUGCUUGCUGAUCCUAGCGGUCGGAUUCAGCCACGUGGCGGGCAUCCGGUUCGAGGUGACGGCGUAUAGCAAGUGUCUCGGCGAGGAGGUUCAGGAGGGGACUCUUGUUGUCGCGACGUACCAAGUGGUGCCGAGCGGCGAGAGUAGCCCUCUCACCAAGAUCACCGCUAAGGUGACGUCCCCGUUUGGGCGGCAGCUGCACUGGCAGAGCGACGUGGAGGAGGGGCACUUCGGAUUCACGGCCAAGGAGUCGGGGCAGUUCAUGGCUUGCUUCUGGAUGCCACAUGGCACUCCAGGCAAGGAUUCCCUCAUGGUGGACCUGGAGUGGCGGUCAGGCGUGGCAGCCAAGGACUGGGAGAGCAUAGCGAAGAAGGAGAAGAUCGAUGGCAUGGGGUUGGAGCUGAGGAAGCUGGAUGAAACAGUGAGGGCCAUCCGAGAUGAAAUGACCUACUUCCGGGGGAGGGAGUCGGAGAUUCGAGAUUCUAAUGAGCUGACCAACGAGCGGGUGGCCUUCAUAACAAGUUUCGCUGCAGGCCAAUGGCGUGGCUCCUCCCAGUUUCUCGGCGAUUCCAUCGGCACCAGCUCAUUUGUAUCUGCUGUAUGGCGUAACGCGGGGUGGGACAGCUCGCUGACCCUCACCAGCCAGAGAAGCACGCCGAUCCUCCCCAAAACAGAGGCAGCUGGCUGGACUCGAAAAGGAGGCAAGUCAGCAGGAGGCAGCGGCGGCAAGACAGCCAAGCCCAAGGCCAAGUCGUGGAAAGAACGCCACGAGAAGUUCGUAAAGCCGUUUAUUCUUGACGUGUACAUUUCCAAGCGUUAUGUGAGCGCGAAAGUGAUGCAUAGGGUUACCAGCCGGGUGGUUUCGGUUGCGACUACGACCGCUCUUCGCGCCGCGUCGCACCCCCGCUUGCUUGUAACGUUCGUGUCGCUCCUCGCUCUGCUCCCUGGGGCUCGCAUCGGGUGCCACGCGUGGGGCCACGUCGGCCACGCGUUCACGUGCGCCAUUGCUCAGGCCCUGUUGACGGACGAGGCAGCAGCAGCAGUAGCGGCGCUGCUCCCUCCCGUGGCCAGGGGCAGCCUCCCUGCCGUGUGCUUGUGGGCUGAUGCGAUUGCGCACACCAAGGGGUGGGCCUGGUCCGCGCCUCUGCACUACAUUGAUACCCCUGACUUCGCUUGUUCCUACGAUGAACGCCGCGAUUGCGCCUUCGCCCAUCACCCCGGAGUGUGCGUUGCCAACGCUAUCAUCAACUACACAUCCCAGCUCCUCACUUACACUCCACAUUCCUCCACACAGCUCCAUUCUUCUCGCCAUCAUUCCAUCCCCACAUCCUCCCCCCAAUCCGCCUCUCCCUUCAAGCCUGCCAUUUUCACCACCUCCCCUCACCGCCGGAGUCUCCUUUUCAGAGGGGUAUAUGAGACAGAAUCUGGGGUGCUGUGGGGUGGUGAGGAGGAGGGAGACGGACAAGUGGGAGCAGGGGAGGAGGGUGAAGAGGAAGAGGAUAUGGUGCGGGUGGUAAAGGGAGUGGUUGGAGACGGUGCGUGGAGUGCAGCUCCUGCUGCUGCUGGUGCUGCUGCUGCUGGUGCUGCUGCUGCUGGUGCUGCUGCUGCUGCCAGUGGUGCUGCUAGUGAGCAACAAGCAGCACUGGAUGUGGGGUCCAUAAGACGCUACAACCUGACAGAGGCACUCAUGUUCCUCGCGCACUUUGCAGGGGACGUGCACCAGCCGCUGCAUGUGGGGUUCACAUCUGAUCUGGGCGGCAACAGGGUGCAUGUGACAUGGUUCAGGAGGAAGACCAACCUGCAUGCGGUGUGGGACAGCUUUAUCAUAGAUUCGGCCAUCCACCGGCGCUACAACGGCAGCAGCACCGCCAUGCUGCAUCACAUCGCCCACCAACUCGCCUCCGACUGGCCGCCCCUCAUCCCUGCCUGGGCCUCCUGCCCUGGAGACGUUCUUUCUCCUGCUGCUGCUGCUGCUGCUGCUGCUGCUGCUGCUGCUGCUGCUGCUGCUGCUAGUGCUUCUGGUGUUUCUGAUGAUGCUCAAAUCUCAUCGCAUCUUUCUCCUGCUCAGGCUGCUGCCUGCCCAGCUGUAUAUGCCAUGGAGAGUGCAAAGGAUGCAUGCAAGUGGGCCUAUCGCAACGCGACACCUGGAGCUGUGCUUGGAGAUGAGUACUUCGAUUCGCGCCUGCCCAUAGUGGAGAUGCGCAUUGCCAUGGGUGGGGUGCGCCUUGCUCGUAUUCUCAACCACAUCUUUGCUGCUCUUAGGCCUGUACAGUAA